Messenger RNA from Cadophora gregata, 2685 nucleotides. RefSeq lists its product as uncharacterized. The transcript has a single exon. The record is from RefSeq and is a predicted model, not a curated record. The coding region runs from base 1 to 2685 and encodes 894 amino acids. NCBI's taxonomy places the organism in Eukaryota, Fungi, Ascomycota, Leotiomycetes, Helotiales, Ploettnerulaceae.
AUGGUCAAACUCCAAGAGCUCAUACAAUUUGGCAAGGUCCGCGGCCCUGCAGCGCGAGGGCUCGUCAAAGAUAUCUCGCUUGAUAAUGUGUUUGACGUCGAAUCCGAGAUCCGCACGAGGCAUCUCAUCAACGGUAACACUCAACGAUACACAGUGAUCACAUUCACUCUUGAUGGCUCAGAGCUUUCAGUCACCAACCAAGAUGAGACUGAGGCUCAAUUCAGAGACGCGGCGACUUCAACAACAUCUCCAGUAGAAAGCAUCGACAAUCGACGCAGCAUGUCUGCACAUACUCCUAGCGUCGAGAUUGCCUCUUUCAAGAAAGGCCUUGAGACGGCAGCCAACAGAAUUUUACAAAAACAACUCAAUGAACACAACGAGUUCCAAAAGAAGCGCUUUGAAAAAUCAUUCAAAAAUUACAACAAGCUUUUGGCCAGGACUCUGAACGUCAUACAUGUUAAAGGUGACGCCUUUCACCCUGAACACGAACUCCAUGUGUCAAACAAGCAUGCAGCAAAAAUUCUGGCCAACAAUCCGCAGAUCUUCGCUGAGUAUCAGCAAGCAUGUGAGCAAUCCUUAAUAGAAUACAGAGCGGAGUUGAAGCGCCAAUACCGGCAGCAACUGAACGAUAUCGAGCUUGAAUGUCGAGAUUGGAUGAGGGCAAACAGGGGCUUCAAUCUGGAUGUUGGGGCCCUCGACGGGCUCACGAACAGAAUCACCCAGGCAACGAACUUCGAAGCGCCUUUGCCAGUUGUCGGUAAAAGCGUCUCGGACAGAUUCACAAAGGAUAUUCUGGAUGCCGAAUUGGUGGAUACGAUGGCGGAAUUCAAGGAGCUGGCGUCAAAGCCUGUCGAGGAAGGAGGUCUUUCCUUCGCUCGUAAGACAGUGAAGCUGAAGCCACUUUUCGAAGGCAUUCCGGAACCUGAUUUUGAUGGAAUGGCUUCCACGGAGGAAGUACCUGCCGUACGUCUGCCGACGGACCAGACAACUUUCGGACAAGCUACCAAUCAAGCAUCUGCUGCUCUGAGUAUCAUCAACCGAAAUAAAUCUUCUAGCCACGGUCAAGCUAUUGCUUCUCCUGUCUUUGGAGCACACAGACAUCAAGCACAACAAUCAGGGCUCCAGCACAACCUUGCCAACCAGUUUACACCGAUCAACCGCCCAUACAUCAGCCCUUACGCACCUCCGUUUCAUUGCCAGUCCGUACCGACUUUUAAUCCAAGCAACGACUGGGACGGAUCCACGGAUAGAUCGCUGGCAGACCGCUCACGACCAUCGCCUCCAGAGAACAAGCCCACACGAUGCCCACAAGACGCAAUGGAAGGAAUAGGUUCUCAAAACAGUACAUACGGACGAGCGAAGUCUGAAGAUAGACCUGAGUAUCCAUCUUAUCCUGUUUCUGUUAAGAGAGUCCUCCAGCUACCCUCCAGUCCCCAGCCAGGAUAUGCUGUCGUUAAUAUCGCGGCAAGCAUACCAAUUGCAAAUGAAACGAUUACGGAUCGAUCUCAAGCAAUUGGAACAAGAAGCAUCGAGCCGAAGUCCAAAUGUUCGUCGAAUCCUCUUCCUCGCGCAGGAGUAUUCAAGCUCCCAAGCAUAUCUCAGCCCGUAAGUCGAAGGAUAACACCCACGCUGAUCGCCCCAGUCAGACAUCUCGACGAGAGCUUGAACAACAAGAACCAUGAGCCUCAUGAGAAGCCACGAAUUUCUUCAGCCGUCGCCACGUCGAGCAUCAUUCCUACUGUUCUUAGAAACGAUUCCACCAUCGAAUGCUCGAACUCGUAUGUCAAAACCAGCUUGUAUGAUGCAGACUACGAUGAAGAAGACGACAUAGACUACGUCCCUCCGCCUGCCAACCUCGAUCCGAAUACAUACGUCGACGCGACCCUCUAUGAUGAAGAAUACGUGCCUGUACCGGCUUCAAUAACUCCCCGGAAGAGCCAAAACCAAAACUGCCAAGACCACUACCUCAAGAACGAGCUGCGAGAUGUCCAGCCUAGACACCGCAUAACCAGUCUACACUCACACUCUCCCCCAACACCGCCAAGUCCGCCAAGUCCUUUUCUCCACGAGACUCAGCACAUGCAAGACGGCAAUGAAUAUGGUGAUCGGCCAGACUAUCAACGGUUCGACAAUGAAGAACUGCCGAGUUACGAGGAUUUCGACGACGAAGAGGCUGAGACGUCGAGGUACUUGUCGAGGGCACCAAUCAACAGAGGUGAAGAUUGGGAUGCCAUCAGUAUCUCGAGUGGUAAGGAGGACGGUCAUGAUGAGGAAGACCAGUACAGCGACGGACAAGGCUCUGAAAAUGAAUCUCCAUACAAAGGAAACUGUGAUUCCUACGUCCCGUCACACAGCUUCGGCGCACCCAUCGACCAACACCUCCUCGAGCGUGAUAUCCGACCUACAUUCGCCCAAAUUCAAGGCCAAGAUCAACAAGCAAAUCUCAAGAGAAAGAGAGAAGACUCGCCUCUACCAUUCUACGAUCCGAGCUCGGAAAAUGUAACGUGGGGAAAUACCUUGGGUUACAGAAAUAGUAGGGACAUUGGUAUUCGGCAGCAGUUUCGAGGGAAGACUGUUAAUCAGGUAUUGCAGAUGUUAAUGGAUGAAGAGGCGAAGAAGCGGAAGAGGAGCGGUGGUGGUGGUGGUGGUGAGGUGUUUGAAGCUGGUGGCUAUGGCGAUGAAUAG